AUGGCAAGCCCACUCACAGUCUUCCUGACAACCUGGAACACCGGUCUUCAAGGCUCAAAGGCCCAGGAGCAGGACCUGUCGUCUUGGCUCAUCCCGGUCCUCCACGCCCAGGCGGCGGAGAAGGGUGCUGCCGUCCCGGACAUUUACGCCAUCGGCGUGCAGGAGCUACUUCCUCUGCAUCUUGCCUUCGCUGGUCUCUCCACUCCCGUUCUUAUCGCCCUCACCGACCGCAUCCAGUCCCUGCUCUCGGCCCACGCCACUUCGCUGUCGCCGACCCGCGUGGCCGAAAAGUUCCACCUCGUCAAGCGCGUCUCGCACGUCGGUAUCGCGCUGUGGGUGUUUGCGCGCGAGUCCACCACGCAGGGGCGUCUUGGUAAAUCGCUCGACGCGACGGUGGGACUCUGGCACAUGGGCAUGGGCAACAAGGGAGCUGUGGGUGUCCGCCUGCCGAUCAUGCGCGGCGAAAAGCAAGGCGGCUGGGAGACGUUGACGUUUGUGUGUGCGCACCUCGACGCGCACGACCACAACAUUGGACGUCGCAACAUGCAAUACGAGGCCAUUCUCUCGUCUCUCAUCUUCGAACCCGGAGACGCCCUUCACCACCGUGUCCAGCCCUUCCAGUCGUCGCACCUGUUUAUCAUGGGCGACCUGAACUACCGCCUUGAGCGUCUGCCAGUUGCCGGCGUCUACCCGCGCGAGCUGAGCGAUGACCUGGCCUCGCUGGAAAAGGAACGCGCCGCGCUCGUCCAGCUGGACACGCUUAAGCGGGAGCAGGACGCAGGCAAGGUGUUUGGCGGCAUGCGCGAAGGCGACCUCACGCGCUUUGCACCCACGUACAAGCGUAUCGUCGGCGAGAUCGAGGGAUACUCGAAGAAGCGCAUCCCAGGCUGGACUGACCGUAUCCUGUUUGCCUCGCACACCGACACUCCGGACCUGUACGCCCCGCACUCGGUCGCCAUUGCAGGCGACAACACGACGCACAUUCUCGAGUUCCGGUCCACCCCGCAGCUGACAAUCUCCGACCACAAGCCCGUCCACAUUGUCCUGUCGCUGCCGCCCGUGACGCACUCGGCCGCAAGCCCAAUCACGGCACCGGUCCUCGCGCCUCCCCUGCCUCCUAGCCGUCCCCGUCCCGCCGCGCGUAGCCGCGAAGAGAUCCUCAUUGCCAAGAUUAUCGGUACCCUCCUGGACCGCCUGAUCGGCUGGCCAUGGACCAUCCUCGUGCUGCUGGGCUUUGGCAACGAAAAGGCCGGCAUGGGCGUGUCGGCGUUCCUGGCCAUGGUGUGGAGCGUGUGGUGGAGCGGCGUGUUUGCGAGCGCAUAG
Apiotrichum porosum is the source of this 1323-nucleotide messenger RNA. RefSeq lists its product as uncharacterized. Gene Ontology annotation, molecular function: phosphatidylinositol-4,5-bisphosphate 5-phosphatase activity. The transcript has 2 exons. Lineage: Eukaryota; Fungi; Basidiomycota; Tremellomycetes; Trichosporonales; Trichosporonaceae. The coding region runs from base 1 to 1323 and encodes 440 amino acids. The record is from RefSeq and is a predicted model, not a curated record. Gene Ontology annotation, biological process: phosphatidylinositol dephosphorylation.